AUGAAUGAAUUAAAAGAAUUGAGUAAAAAGAUUAAAGAAAACACAACCACAAAAAAAGAAGAAAAAAAAAAUGAGUCAGAAAUAAAAAAUCUGUUUGAUAAUUUUCUUGGAAAUAAUUCUAUAAAUUAUUUGAGUUCUUUUAUAAAUAAAACAAAUGUAAAUGAAAACUCUGGUGACAAUACAAAAAAUGAUAUUAGAAACAUAUUUGAAAAUAUUAAUAGAAAUAAUUUAAAUGAAAAAAAAGUGAACAAUGAUAUAAAUUUGGAGCAAACAGGAUUUGAUAAAAAAUAUCAUAACAAUAUAAUUAGUUUUGAAAAAGCACGAAAUGUAAAAGAAGAUGAAAUAAAACCUCAAAAUAAAUUAAAAAUUGAAAAGAAAGAGGAAAAUAAAUAUAAAGGGCAUUCAGUAGAUUCACCACUUAAAACUUCUAAAAACAUAAAGAAUAUAAUAAAUGUAAAAAAGGUACUUCAAAAUACGAAAAAUGUUGAUAUAAAAGAUUUAGAUAAACUGAUUAAUCGUUUUAAUAACGAAAUUGUAGACAGAACAAAAAAAUUAGAAAAUUUUAUCGACAAAAAUAAAAUAAAAAAUGAUUAUAAUGAAAACAUUUUAAUGCUAGAAAAUUUGAAUAAGGAAAUGAGAAAUAUAGAAACGAGCUUCAAAAAAAAUGCCCCUUUGUAUGAAUUAUAUAUGUCAAAGAAAGAAAAGAAAAAGAUGUAUUGUUCUUUGUUAUUUUUAAAAAAUUUCUUUACAUGUCUAAAAAAUUUUACGGAUUUUCUUGAUAAAUCUGAACAAAGUUAUAAACAAUUAAAAAUUGGUGAAUCAUUAAUGUAUUUAAGAAAUUGUAAGACACAUUUUUUGAUAAUAAAAUAUAUAUUUAAAUAUGUCAAGAAUAGGUCUUCUGAUUAUUUAAAUGAAGAUAUUAAUGAAAAAGGCAAAAAUGAAAUGAAAAGGGAAGAAAAUGUUCAAAGCAAUGAAAUUAUAGAAGAUAUCCCAAAGGAAAAAAUAUUAGCUCCAUCAAAUGAUGAAAAAUUCAACAUAAAUAAGCCAGGAAAUAAAAUAGGCGAUGAUAGCAUCAAAUAUAGUAAGCCAAACUCCUUUAAUAGAAAACCUGAUAAAAAUGUUGAAAUUAAAUUAAUGGAUGAAAUAAAAAAACUGUUUAUUGAUGAAAGUGUGUCAACAAGUGAUAGUAAUAAUAAUAAAGUAAAAUUUAUAAAAGAAACAAAAUGUAAAUAUGAAGGUAUAUUAAAUAAUCUAAAGAAUAUGAUUGACAUAAUUUUUAAUAAAAUGUUUAUCUUUGAUAAUAAUAUAAAAAUAUAUAAAUACAUAUAUUUAAAUGGAAGUUCUAUUUUUUCAACUGAUACUUAUAAAAAUGAGGAAAAAAUAACAUAUGAUAUGUUUUGGUAUUUUGCUUAUAUAUUGAAGAAACAUAAUUAUUAUUUAAAAAUAAUAAAAAGUCAUCUAUUUUUUAAUAUAGUUAAAUUAAUGGUUUUAUAUUAUUGUAUCACAAAAAAUCUGAACCCAAAAGAUGUAAUUAAUAAUAUACCUCCUAUUAAACUUAUAAAUUCACUAACAUAUAAAAAUAUUAAAAAAUGUGUUUCAGAUGUGAUUAAGAAAAUUGGGAUAGAAUCAUCACCAAAUAUCUAUUUUAAUUAUUAUAAAAAUUAUAAAAGUUAUAUAUUUUCUGAAGAAAAUGAACAUAUGGAUAAUAUAAAAUUGGUUACACCACCAAAAAAAGAAAUAAUAAAUAUUUCAUGGUGCGAUAUUAGCUUAAACGAUUAUAUAACUGAAAAAGAUGAUUUUAUAUUUAUUGACAUCGAAAAGUUUUUUAAUUGCUUUAUCUUGUCAACUAAUAGUGCUAAUAAUGAGUGUAGCCAAAAAAUAUUAAAAUAUGGCGAGAAUUCUCUUUCCUCAUUUGAAUCAAAUAAAAACCGAGUUGUUGAAAAUGAUAUAUACAACACCGGUUUAAAGGAAAGAAUGCCCAGAUCUAAUAUUAAUAUUGUCAAUCUAGAUAAAAAUCAAAAUGAGACAAAAAAUAACGAUGGCUCUUCUUCGAUAGGUGUAGAAAAGGAUGAUUUUUUCCUGGCGUUAUCAAAAGGGCUAUUAGAAUUUUAUAAUAUUGCCGAAUUAUUAUUUUCUAUAAAAAAAGAUGAAAAAAAAAAUAAAAAAUUAGAUAUAGAUAUAGAAGGAGAAUUCAAUAUCGAAGAGUUAGUAAAUUCUUUUAAUUUUUAUUUUGAAAAUAUGCAAAAUGAAGAAAAGUGCAAUAAAGUUUAUUUUAACGAAUACGAAUACGAUUUUAAGGAUACCGAAGAAAAGCUAUGUAAUAUAAAAGAGAAAUUAAAAAGGAAAUAUGAAUAUAUUAAAAAUAUAAACAAUGAUGAUAAUGUGCUACGAGACAAAGAAAUAUUCCCACUAUAUAUUUUAAAUAAAGAAUUAAAUGAAAAUAUGUUUUUAUUUUUUCAUGAAAUUAAUAUGAAACGAAAUAACUUAAAAGAUAUUUUGAAUGUGUAUUAUAUUUACAAGUGGAAACAAGAAGACAAAUUUUAUCUUUUAAUUAAUGAAAUUUUAAAAAAUAAUUUUUUUCAUUACAUUAAUUAUGCUUAUUCUAUACUAAAUGAUAUAUUUUUAUAUAAGGAUGAACAAGAUUAUAUUUUAAUAGACGAAAAAGCAGAUAACUAUUUGUUAAGCCUGUUUUUUGAUAAUACCGAAGGAAGUAAUUACAAUUUAAAGGAUGUAAAAAAUCUCGAUUUUGAGGAUGUGUUAAAUUGGGUUGAAAAAAACCAUAUUCUUUUAAAAGACAUUAUAAAAGAAGAAACAAAAAAAAUGAAUUCAGACGAAUUAAUAAAUAAUAAAGAACGAUCCAAAAAUAGAAAAGAUGAAAAUAAUGAAAAAAAAAAGGAUACUCUUAAUGAAAGGGAAAAUAUAACAAACACAGAAGAUGAUGAAAAAAAAAAUACUGUAUCACAAGAUUCAAAUCAAAAUAGUAUAAAUAUAAUGAUUAAAACAAAUAAUAUUGAUUGUAUUCAUAUUCAUAAAAAAAUUCUAUUUAUAGUGUUUGAAAUUUAUCAGAUUAUCCAUUUCUCCAUAAAUUUAUUACUUAAUAUUCAAAAGGAGAAAAAUAUGAACGAAGAUAAAAUAAAAUACAUUAUUAGUAUUAAUUUAAUAUUAUUUUGUUAUAAAGUUAUAAAAUAUAUUUAUAAUUUGUUCUUAAGCUAUUCUUAUUUUAUUUUCCGUUUUUCAUCAGUCUCGAAUUUAAAUAAUAAAGAGUUUUUGUUAUGUAUAAUUAAUAAUAAUAUAUUUUUAAAAAAAAUAUUUGAAAAUAUUUAUGAUGUUUAUCUAAAUUAUAAAGAGUUAUUCAAUUUUUAUAUAAAUCAAAACGAAAUUAUAUUUGAAAUGGAUCACAUAAAAAAAAACGACAUUUUUCAAAAACAAUAUAUAGACACAUUUAACACAAACAUGAAAAUGUAUUCCACUAAUUUGGAUGAUGAAAAUAAAGAAGUUUAUAAUAAUAUGUGUUAUGAAGAUAUAAUAACAAAAAAUAAAAUAAUUGAUGGUAUUACUAAUGAAGAAAAAUAUAAUAGAUGUGAUGAUAAUAAAUCCGCAAAAAAUAAUUCAUCUGUAUAUAAGGAUGAAUUUUUAAUAAAUAAAAAAAUACAAGAAAUUGAUGAAAAAGAAAAUACAUUGAAAUUAUCAAAAAAUAUAGAAUUCUUAUGUGUAAACAAAAUAAGCAUAUUUAAAAAUAUGCAUUUAUAUAUUGAUAAGUUCUACAUAAAUUUAGAAAAUUUUAAAAAUAUGUUUGUUAAUAUUUACAAAGAACAGAUAUACAAAUUAUUAAAACAAAAUAAUAAUGUGAUGGAAGAUAAUUUUUUGAUACAUACUUCAAAAAUAGCUAAUGUGAUUUUUGAUUUUUUUCAAAUACGAGAUUUAUGUAAAUCAAUACAUAAAGACAUUAUAUUACGUAUUAUUGACUAUUUAUUUUAUCACAUAAAUCAGUAUAUUUUGGAAUAUAUACUAGAAAAACAAAAAUUAAAUGAUGAUGAAAGAAAUGCUAUUCAUGAAAAAUUUAUCUUUAUCCAAAAUAGUUUAUCUUUUAUUCUGGAAGAUUAUAAAGAUAAUGAAUUUGACCCGAAAAACAUGAUUGUAGAAGAAGAAAAUACUUAUUUAAAAAUAUCUGAUGAUGACCCAGUUUGCUUAAUAAGCUUAAAAAAAAACAGAAUAUUAUUUUUAUUACUUUUUUGCAAAAUUAAAUAUAUUUUAAGUGCGAAAAAAACAAUAUUAGAAUUAUACGAUACAGAAAUUGUUCAUCUGUUGCUAUCGAAUAACCUACAUGUAUGUGACGAUGAAAAAUUUGAUGCUAUAAUAAAUGAAUUUAUAUAA
Messenger RNA from Plasmodium vinckei vinckei, 4374 nucleotides. RefSeq names its product conserved Plasmodium protein, unknown function. The transcript is spliced from 2 exons. The record is from RefSeq and is a predicted model, not a curated record. Lineage: Eukaryota; Apicomplexa; Aconoidasida; Haemosporida; Plasmodiidae. Bases 1 to 4374 code for a protein of 1457 amino acids.